Astyanax mexicanus (Mexican tetra) is the source of this 6170-nucleotide messenger RNA. RefSeq names its product PHD finger protein 20, b (gene phf20b). NCBI's taxonomy places the organism in Eukaryota, Metazoa, Chordata, Actinopteri, Characiformes, Acestrorhamphidae. The transcript has 19 exons. Gene Ontology annotation, cellular component: MLL1 complex; NSL complex; nucleus. Gene Ontology annotation, biological process: regulation of transcription by RNA polymerase II. The record is from RefSeq and is a predicted model, not a curated record. Bases 161 to 3214 code for a protein of 1017 amino acids.
CAGCGCCUCGUAAGCACCGGCCUGGCUGAGCCGGAGAAAACAAACUGCGUGGAGAGAAGCAGCAGCAUGAGACCUGAAGGACUCAGCGAGCUCCUACAACUGUUCUCCUGAGACCGGGAGUGAAAUUUACUGCAGAACAGAUUGGUGUCAAGCAUCCAGCAUGACCAAGACCCCCCCUCACCGACAAGGGAUCACGUUUGAGGUGGGGGCACCAUUGGAGGCCCGUGACAGCCUGAAAAACUGGUAUGUGGCCAACAUAGAGAAGAUUGACCAUGAGGAGGAGAAGAUCCUGAUUCACUACCGGCAGUGGAGCCAUCGCUACGAUGAGUGGUUUGACUGGAACAGUCCGUAUCUGCGGCCUGUGGAACGUGUCCAGCUCCGGCGGCAGGGCCUGCAGGAGCACACGAACCCGGGAUUUCAUAUUAACCAAAAAGUUCUUGCCAGCUGGUCAGACUGCCGCUAUUACCCUGCUAAGAUCCUCUCCCUCGAUAAAGAUGAUUUCUACACAGUGAAGUUUUUCGAUGGGGUUGUCAAGACUGUGAAGGGAAUAAAGAUUAAGCCCUUUAAUAAGGAGAAUGGCAAGUCUGCACCUCAAAGCCAAAAGCGUGGCGGCCCGCCAGUAAAACACUGUAAGGCCAAAGAGAACGGCACAGGCAGGAGCAACGGCAGGAGGCAUAGCACCUCCGACCAUGAUGUGCACAGUGACUCAGAAGGGAAAAACAACAAGUUAACUGUGGAACCCAGCAAGCUGCAGAACGGCACAGCGGACAAGAGCGAAGUAACAGAGAGGGUAAACGGGACUGCGGAGACAGAGGAGACGUCGCCCAGAGGAGAAGAGAAGACCAAAGUACCAGAGAACAGAGAAGAGGAGGUGAGAGAGUUGAAUGGAGGAGCAGAGGAGGAGAAAGCAGACACGCUUCAGAAUGGCACUCAUGAGAGCAAUGAGGAGAAACAGGAGAAAGAUGAAGCGUCAGAUCCUGGUCCCGGCCUGGCCACGAGGACAAGGAGCAAGGUGGCAGCUGAAGGCAAAGAUGCAGAAAAGCCAAACGUGCCAGAACUGAGGAAGCGACGCGCAUCCUCAGGACAAGCGCCUCCGUCCAAGAGGAGCAGAGCCAACUCAAGUACAGACAGAACCAGUCGAUCACACAUCCUGCCUGCUAAACCAGAUUCCAUCCAAAAAAGCUCAGAAGAUAAAGAGGGCCACACUCAGCCAGUCCAUCCAGAGACCCCUAACCCUACAGGAGAGUCAGGGCCCACGGCUGAUCAUGCGGGAUUAAUGCAGCGGCAAACUCACCUUCCAACCUCCAAUAAAUACAGCAGGGAACCAUUGUACAGAGUCAUCAAAAACCAGCCGCCACCCAUCCUCUCCAUUGAGCUGGACCACAACCCCUUUAAGUGCCAGGUCCCCGGCUGCACAAAGUCCUUCCGCAAAGCCUCUCUCCUACACUACCACAUGAAGUACUACCACUCACAGAGUGACCUGAGCCCCACCUGCAGCGUCCAGGCGCGAGCCUCCGACCGGCAGCCCCACUGCCAGGAGACCCCCCGCAGGCGCCGCACUGUUUCUGCGUCACUAGACACUCCAUCUCCUCUGAGUGACAGCAAGUCUGGCCACACUCAGUCACCCCCUACUGCCAAUGGCGUGCAUCGCCAGCGCAGUUCCUCCCACUGCGAGCGAAGCAAAGAAAACCAGCACGCCAACCGCUCCCUCCAUGACGACAGAGACUGGGUCACCAUGGAAACAGAACGAGAGAAACGACGAGAGAGGAGACAAAGAGAUUUAUUCUGCAUCAAGUCAAAGAAAAAGAAGAAGAAGAAAAAGAAGUCCAAGUCAGACUCUCACAGCAGUGAGAAGAGCACUGGCUUUAGCUCCUCCCCCUUCAAUCUGAAACUGUCGCUCAAAUUGCCCCUCUCCCACAAACACUGCUCCCACGCUGCACACUGCCCCGAACAGGAGCUGGAUGAUGGUGAAGACAGUGGCAGUGAUUGGUCCACAGAAAGCCCCCCGUGGAGUGAGGAGGAGUCUGAGUUGGGGCUGGGCCAGAACACACCCCUCUCUGAGCAGGGCGUGGAAGCCGUUACUCAUGCAUCGGAGAUUGUUCGGUGUGUGUGUGAGGUGCAGGAGGAGAACGACUUCAUGAUCCAGUGUGAUGAGUGUCUAUGCUGGCAACACGGCACAUGCAUGGGUCUGUAUGAGGACAGCGUACCUGACUCCUACAACUGCUACAUCUGCAGGGACCCUCCAGCUCAGAGGCAGAGUCAGCGUUACUGGUAUGAUAAGGACUGGCUGAGCAGUGGUCACAUGUGUGGACUGUCCUUCCUGCAAGAGAACUACUCGCACCAGAACAGUAAGAAAAUGGCCACCACGCACCAGCUCUUGGGCGACGUCCACCGCGUGUUCGAGGUGCUCAACGGCCUUCAGCUCAAGAUGAGCAUCCUACAGACACAAUCCCACCCAGAUCUGAAGUUGUGGCGGCAGCCCUGGAGGUCGAACGAGGGUGUGCGCAAGAAAUGGACGAGUGACUCCGGAAUUACCACACCUUCUCCCCCCUCUCCUCAAGCAUCAGACCCAAAGGAUGGCGAGCCUGAGUCACCGUCGCCAGUGGGGACCCCCUAUUCGUUUCACACCUCCUACAUCAGCAGUGAGCACUGCUAUCAGAAACCGCGUACAUACUACCCGGUGCUGGAGCGGCGGCUGGUAGUAGAGACUCGAGGAGGUUCGGAGCUGGAGCACAGCCUGCGCAGCAGCGAGGAUCUGCUGGAGCUCGCUGAGCAUCGAUACAGUGCCCCGCUGGAGUACGACCAGUGCAAACUGCAGCUGGCUGACUGCACCAUCGGCAGCGCUAAGGAGCGAGAGUGUCGUAUGAAGCUGCUGGCAGCCGCCGAGCGAGAGAAGAACUGUGUUGUCGAGAUAAAAGAGGAGGAGCCUGACCCCGUGACCUGUGACGUCAAGCCUGAUCCUGAUCUGCUGCUACACCAGCAGUGGCAGCUGAACCUGCUAGAACACAUCGAGGCCGUACAGGAGGAAGUCAGCCACAGAAUGGACCUUAUAGAAAGGGAACUGGAUGUUUUGGAAAGCUGGCUGGACUACACAGGCGAGCUGGAGCCUCCGGACCCUCUGGCUCGGCUGCCUCAGCUGAAACACCGCAUCAGACAGCUACUGACUGAUCUGGGAACUGUUCAGCAGAUCGCACUCUGCUCCUCUUCCACAUGAGGGCGCCAGAGCACACGGCUGAUAUUCAGUGUGAAGAGACUUGAACCCUGAACUGAACAGACACUGUACUGGUAUUGGUGGUGAGGCGCGGUUGGCCAACAUGUUAUGCUUCUAUUUUGAUGGCACGUCCCAUUCACCAGUCCUCUGGAGGAAACUCCAGGCCAAACGAAUCAAGCCAUUACAGAAAAGCAGAGAGCGAGCCAGCGAGACGGAAGGGGAGAGUAACUUGAAAUAAGCUUGGCGGUAGGUUAGAGACUUGAAUGUAUAUGAUGAGGGUUGUGGUCCAUUUUUGGGGCAUAAAUUACUCAUAGUUUAGAAUUUCUUGUUUUUUUUUUUUUGGGUUGAGAAUGCAUCUUAAAAUGAGGGUAAUGGCAUUAAAUGCAAUGUAAGAAACAUUUGAAACUUUUUUUUUCCAAAUUAUGGAAGCUUUUGUUUUUGGCACUUAGGAUUAUAGUUGUUGGUUAUCAGCAUUAUAAAUAUUCAAUUGUUAUAAUUUUGUUUGAUUGCAGACAUUAUUAUGCAAAAGGUAUCCUCCUGUGGCUCUGUAGGGAGAGAAAGAGAGAGAUUUGUGGCAAUGGCAAUGGGAAGAGUUUUGUAGCUGUUUUAAAAAGGAACAAAAAAAAGAGAAAAGAAGUACACAUGAAAUGUUAAUAUGAAAAUAUAUUUUAAUCUGAAAAGUAAUUGCAUCUUUCUUCUAUAUUUGUACUGAAUAGACAAUGUAAAUUGCCUACUGUGUAAUAAUACUGUUUAAUCCAUGUUCCAGACAGUUUCUGCUUGUUAAUUUUUGCUAUAACAUUUGAUCUAAACGGCAAUGUUAUUAACUGUGAGUCUGCAUUCAUAUUAAUAGUAAUAAUAUUAAUAAUAGGACAUUUAUCCUUAAUCUCUUGUGAAUACUGUAGUACUGUUGUUUCUUUCAUGUCUGCCUCUGUUUGGUUUCGACAUGAUGGCUAUUGCUUGUGUUUCCUGUGAAUGCAAAUGUUUUUACUGGUGUAUUUACCAAGCACAAAUGGUUUUCAGAUUUUCAUAUGGAAAAAUGUAUGUCAUUUGUUCCCCAUUUUUCUCUCCGUUUUAGGAUCCUGAAACAUUCUGUACUGUCAUUUCCAAAUGGGUAUAUUUUCCAUGUUUUACGUUUUCGAGGCUUUAGCUCUCUUUUUUUAUUUAUUGUAAUUGAGAAUUUAAGUUAUUGGUUUUGCUAUAUCUUUGUUUUUCUUUCAUUCAUUCAUUCACUCGAUCAGUUAUGUAUUCUUUAUACAAACCUGUUUUUUUUUUUUUUUUCUCCUCCCCUCUCCCCCCAACCCCCCCUUAUUCUGCCUGACCCCAAAGCUACCCUGCCCUGCACAUUUUACUGGUAAUCAGAUUUGUUUGGAACAAGGGGAGGUAAAAGAAAAGACUGCUGCUUUAUAACAAAAGUACUUUUCACCUGUUAAAUCGUCCCAGAACACAUCAGAAGGGAAAGGAUUUGGACAGUCUGUAUAAUAACCAGUAAAUCUACAUUUUUAGAUUCACCAAUAAAACGAUCCUGCUAUAUAAAUAUACAGCUCUAAAUAUUCCGUUUCUGAAUCACUUUCUCUGAUUUUGCUAUUUAUAGGUAUAUUUAUUUGCAGAAAACAAGAAAUGGUCUGAAAUAACAAAAAGAUGCAGAGCUUUCAGACCUCAAAUAAUGCAAAAAAAAAGUUUAUAUUCAAUAAGUUUUAAGAGUGCCGAAAUCAAUAUUUGGCGGAACAAUCACAGUUUUCAUGCAUCUUGGCAUGUUUUCCUCCACCAGUCUUGCACACUGCUUUUGGAUAACUUUAUGCCACUUCCUAGGGCAGACACCUUCAAGCAGUUCGUGUCAUCAUCAAGACACUUAUAUUUCAUAAUGUCAUAGCGGUGUAAGAAGAUAAUGAUGUAUCAAAGUAUCACAAUAUUUUUUUGUUUGUUUUAUCGUUUAUAUGUAACGAUUGGUGUCUAAAAGUGGAUCGUUUAGUGUUUGUUUAAAUUCUGACCACUAGAUGCCAGUGUUGUUCUCUGAGAUCUUGGACAGCCAAGAGACAACCUUAAUAUAUCAUUUAUCAUUUUCUUAAAUGGUGUAGAAAAUAUUAAACAAAGCUGAUUAAAAGUUCAUUUUCAACCAAACACUAUUCUUACUAUUCUCAGAAAUGUACUACCACUUGACAGAUGAUCAUGCCCAUGAUCAAGAACAGAAAGUGAUAAAAGUGCAGGGCAGAGUGCCUCCAGGAGCAGGAUUGAGAAACGGUUCUUUAAUCCCUGUUGCUUUACUGUCUGUAGUGCAGAAGUUGUGGUUGAGUGUGUGUGUGUGUGUGUGGGGUUGUUGGCCCUUGUUCAGGUUAUGAUGAGAGAGCUUGUCUGUGUCAGGGGAGCAGAUGGUGCCACAGUGUGUGGUUAGUCAGAGAAAGAGAGAGAGAUGUGUUCUUUCUCUCCCAUCGGAUGUAAUAUUUUGUUUUUGUUUUGUUUGUUUUGGUUUUCCCUCCACAAUAUUUCAUCUGAAUAUUUUACAACCUGUGCCUGAGCUCGCUCUUCAGUUUCAGACCGCCAUAUUCAGACGCACACAUACACACCUUCCCGAAAAACUAUCUGUCUUGAGUGUUUCUUGAAUACAUGUUCGGCUUAGCUCCAUAAAUCAUAAAAGGGCAGAUGUGGUUUAAUUUCAUUUUUUUUUUACUUUGUUGUUUUGCUUUUCUUUGUGCAGCCAGUAAAUGGCCUGUUCUCUGUAUUUUCACUUGAAUUCGCUGUAAGUUGUGUUGCAUGUCUGCCCUCCUGCAGUAACAAUCAAAUACAGUAAUCAUUCAACAGCAAAAAAUUGAUCUUGAUUUCUUUUGUUUCUUUUGCUUCUGUUUUGUUCAUUUUGACUUUUUCAGUGAGUAUCAUUUUAUCUCCUGGGAAACUGGAGAAGUUCUCUGUUACAACUAUUAAUACUUAAAGUGAAGCCAAGAAAAUAAACUUGGACUGGCUUGUA